AUGGGCUCAAAAUCUAAAGUCAGCGGUCGCUCAAGUAAGAAGGCAUCGAGAAGCCACAACUCCAACAAUACGUCGUCAUCGUCAGAGUCGCCGCCAGUAACAAUUUGGCCUCCACCGCGCUUGCAGUGUGUUCGCUCUUCUACUGGUGGAAACAUAAGCGAUAGGACUAGCUGCUCUAGUGCAGGCAAACGCUCGGGAGUUGCAAGGCUUUCGUUCACCUUUGAGGAGGAGCCAGGACCAAGCUGUUCGUCAAAGCCGACUUGUAGCCGCAGUGUGGACAACUACAAGAAAAGUCACAAGCCAUUGCCACCUGGAGUUCAUCGAGUGGAGCUGUUCGGUCACUUCACUAAAGUCGCGCUUGAAGGCCAUAUUCUUUGGGAGGACUGUAAAUGCGUGGAGAAUAAGGCUAGGACGAGCAACACCACCAACAACAUCAACGAUGACGACAAUCAAGAAUGA
Molecule: messenger RNA, 459 nt
Organism: Meloidogyne enterolobii
Lineage: Eukaryota; Metazoa; Nematoda; Chromadorea; Rhabditida; Meloidogynidae
Source: the annotation of a GenBank genome assembly